This is a messenger RNA of Octopus sinensis (East Asian common octopus), 3010 nucleotides long. RefSeq lists its product as uncharacterized. Lineage: Eukaryota; Metazoa; Mollusca; Cephalopoda; Octopoda; Octopodidae. The record is from RefSeq and is a predicted model, not a curated record. The transcript is spliced from 3 exons. Bases 1439 to 2260 code for a protein of 273 amino acids.
UCGUACGUCUAUCAUCCUCUCCUUCUUUCUCCCCCUCUCAUUUAGCCUUCUUUCCCUUUCAUUCCUCCCCUUCAUUCUCUCUUACGUAAACACUAUCCAUUUCUCAUCUCCCUUCUAUUUUCUUACAUCCCUACCUUUCAUUUCUCCCUCUGUUUCCUUUCCUUCUCUCAUCUUACUUUUACUCUAUCUUUCCCUUCCCCUCUCAAAUACAAUGCUAUGAUUCUCAAGUCCCUCUCACCUCAUCUCAUCUUACCUUUUUACUUUCAUGCUUCUCAUCCCACCUCCUCCUCCUUUAUUACCAUCACUCAACAACAUGCAGCAGCAGUAUUCAUUGUACCAAGGGAAGCUAACGGUGUAAAGUGAAUCCAUGUAACCUAAGUGUACUUGGUACGUCUUCAUAGCAACGGCUGAGACAGAGCUGUUGUAACAUUUUACCUUUCUUAACACAGUAUCGCAUCAGAAUAUUUAUUAUACCAUUUCAAAGUAGAAGACACACAGACACUCACACAACAAAAAAUUCUAAUCAGUUCUUUAAUAUUUUCUCUUUCAUUCAUCUGCAGUUUAUAAAAUAAGUACAGUGAUAUGCUAAAAUGUAUAGUCUUGUUUCUAUAUUAGAAAUCAUAAUUAUUAACAAGUAAAUAGAUUGACAGCAAAUCUAAAGUAGCGAACGAAAACAAAAAUGCUUGGCGGCAUUUAAAUACGUUCCCAGUUGAAAUUCCAUCAGGGUCGACUUCACCUUUAUCUUUCACUUUGGGGCAGUCGGUAAAAUGACGUUGCGAGUCGAUUUAAUCUUCUACAACACACCUUUCCCAAAGUGCGUGGCUUUUUGUACCGUUAUGUAAGAUAUUGGUAAGUGAAGCCCGGUUUUCGAUGCUUAAAUCACACAGUCUUAUGUUUGUGUUGUUUCUCUGUAAAAAGAAAGCUGGGGACGUCGCACCUUGUCGACCAUGCUUGGCCAUUCUCCAAUAACAAAAGAUGUUAGCAAGUAGAGAGGAAGGAGGAUGAGAAGACGCAGCAGCAGCGAAAGACGAAUAACGUUAAAGAAAUAACGGAUUGUAUAUUUAUUUCUCUGCUCUCUUGAUUUUGCUAUUUGGUUCUCGUUUUGUGAUGCAUGUAAUUUACGAAGAUUGGCUGUAUAAAAAGAAAAGAUCUGAAGAAAGACAGAAUCAUAUAUAUUUUUAAAAAUCGAAAACAUUUCGUUGAAGAUGCUGUGAUGCUGGUGACAGCUUCGAGUUUUGUCCGAUGGAAGUUUUAAGUUUGCUGGUGGUGCUGAAGCGAAAACAAACAAAGAAGCUUAGAGGUGAUCCUUUGUGUUGUUGUCGUUCUGUCGUCUCUUCAAAUUAACUGAGUAAAGGAAUGAAUGAACGGUUUCUUUGAUCAAUCGGCGAGGUUGGCAUUCUAAGAAAAAAUAAUAAUAAUAAUAAUAAUAAUAAUAAAUAUGUCCACCCAAACAAUGAACGAUUGUACCAUGUCUGACUACUACAACAGUAACAACAAUUACGAUGUCAAUGACCCGAGUCCAGCUUAUAUGAUGCCACCACCAACACCACCGCCGCCUCCGUCACCACCUCCACUACCGACCACUACUUCGACAACAUUAAAUUGUCGUACAUCAUCGACAUCAACAACAGCAGCGACAACAACAAAUAGUAAUUCGAACACUAGCAACGUCUGUCGUGCCAUCGGACGGGGCAGAUGUUGUCGCGACAGUUGCAGUCAAAGAUGCCGCGGAUGGAAAAUCGAAGAACCUGGCGGACCGAAACUCUGGCGACAAAUGGUCAUCGGGUUUGUGAGUGCCGCUUGUGUUGGACUUAUCAUGUUCUCGUUAGGGAGUAUCUUUAUUUCUGAGGCUGUUCGGUCACGUAUAUCUAUCACUAUUAUGCUCUGUAUCAUGGGAAUGGUAUGUGGUGCCAUUAUACUGGUUGGUGUUGUGAUCCUAGGAAAAUUGUUUAUAUCUCGGGACCUGAGACGGCCUCCACAACCUACACAUGCCUGUUUUCAAACUUGUUCUGUGGUUUACACACACUCUCAAGACCAAAUUAGCCCGGUGUUUAUGGAUCCUCCUCCAGCCUACGACACAAUAGCUUACGAACCGCAUCCAAAUAUUGGCUUAAUCGACCUAGGACGUUCUACCACGUCGGACACUAUUCUCACCACUGUGGACAUUCACCGUGACGGCAGGGCUGUUAUCUUGCAACCUCCCAAGUAUUCUGAUGUAGCCACACCGUUGCCUUCCUAUGAAUCGGUCACUGCUGAGUGACAUUGCAGCCUUCAUACACCUCUCUUUUUCUUUUCUUUUCUUUUUUAUUUUCAUAAAUUAUUAUCAUUAUCAUUAUUAUAUAAGGUAAUGAGCUGGCAGAAUUGUGGCAUAUCUUUUGGCUUCAUGUUUCUGAGUUCAAAUUCUGCCAAAGUCAGCUUUGCCUUUCAUCCUAUUGGGGUUGAUGAAAUAAGUACCAGUUGAACACUGGAGUUUAUCUCAUCGAUUUACCCUCUCCCUAAAUACGCUGGCCUGGUGCCAAAAAAUAAGAAAGCAUUUUUUUGUUUUUUUCUUUUUUCACAUUGCCACAAUCAAUACUGACACGCACAGUUUUCAGUGAAGUAAAAAAAAAAAAAAAACAAACACAAAGGCAAAACAUUAGCAAAACAAAAACAAACCUUUUUUUUUAUUUAAAUUUUAUAAUUUAUUAUAAUUUAUUAGCAUCAGUACCAAAUAACAACCACCUCUUUUCAAAAUUGCUGGCCUUGUGCCAAGACAGUUUUGAUACCAUCAUCAUUAUCAUCAUCAUUAUUAUCAUCCAAAUUAUCAUCAUCAUCAUCAUCAUCAUCAUCAUCAUCAUCAUUAAGAUGUUUCAAAACGGUUUCAUGCCAGAUUCUACUUAUUAUUUUCUAUUGUCCAUUCCGCAGGAGUAGUUUCGUUUAGACAAAACCAAAGGAGAAGCUGCCAUAUUAUUCACAGACUCACAACUAAUCUAGCAGGAAAUAUCUUUUAGAACACAAACUCUAUCCAACC